Molecule: messenger RNA, 5384 nt
Organism: Entelurus aequoreus (snake pipefish)
Lineage: Eukaryota; Metazoa; Chordata; Actinopteri; Syngnathiformes; Syngnathidae
Gene: zdhhc22
Product: zinc finger DHHC-type palmitoyltransferase 22
Exons: 3
Coding region: 115-939 (274 amino acids)
Biological process (GO): protein palmitoylation
Cellular component (GO): Golgi apparatus
Molecular function (GO): palmitoyltransferase activity
Source: RefSeq, a predicted model, not a curated record
UUGGCCAGCAGGGGGCGAUGCAGCCAGAGAGCGUGUAGUGAAGUGUGCGCGGCGCGGCUGCACUUGAUCAGCUCGGCGGUGCUGAAAAGGACAGCUCCUCCCCCGGCUGCAGAUAUGCUCACCCGGAUGCUCAAACUCAAGCUUCUCAACGCCGUGGCCCCGGCGUACUUCAUCACGGCAACAGUGGUCACUUUCAUCCUGCACUUUGGCUUCUUUGUCCCAACAAUCUUCCUCGACACGUCACAUGUGUGGGGGUCCACAGUUGUUCACUCCGUGGUCUUCCUUUUCCUCAUGUUCAACGCCCUGGGGAAUUACAUGAUGACCAUCUUAUACACGGCGGCGAGCGGCAACGAGACGGCGGUCCCGGUGUGUUCGCCGCACUGCUCAGACAAAGUGGACGCUCACUAUCUACUGAACGGCCGCCACUUCUGCAAACUGUGCAAGAAGGUGAUAUUCAAGCGGGACCACCACUGCUUUUUCACCGGGAAUUGUAUCGGCAACAAAAACAUGCGCUACUUCAUCAUGUUUUGCAUCUACACCUCCUGCACUUGUUUGUACUCGCUGGUUCUUGGCGUGGCCUUCCUCACAGUGGAGUACUCCAUCUCUUUUGACAACCCGCUGACCUUCCUGAGCCUUCUCCCCCUCUCCACCGGCUACUUCUUCAUGGGGACCAUCUCCGGCCUUCAGUUCUUCCUGGUCCUGAUGCUGUACGUGUGGCUGGGCAUCGGGCUGGUCUGUGCAGGUUUCUGCUGCCAGCAGGUGCUGCUGGUGGCCCGGGGGCAGACCUGGUGUCAGAUGCAGAGGGGGCAGCUGGUGGAAAACCGGAGCCCCUGGAGGAGCAACCUCAAGGAUGUUUUUGGCACCAACUGGGCGCUGGGCCUCAUCGUGCCCGUGCACACGGUGGAGAUGUGCUCUGAAGAGGCACUCAAACAAGACUGAGCAUCUCAUUAUUCAUUUAUGAAAAACAUUUUUUUAAUUUACCCUAUUGAUCCGAAUAUAAGACGGUAGGAAAGUCUCAGGUUACAGAGGGUUUUCUCCUGUCACUCACACACAACAGUGACUUGCAGGCCUGAUGUGACACAUGUGGGGUUUGACAGCAAAUUCUGGGUCCCACCCCACCCUAAACAACAACGUCGUUGCCCCAUACACACACAUUUGGUGUGUUUACAUGCCCUUAAUAACGAAUUAGGUUUGGUUAGAACCAGCAUUUUAAAGACAUGUAAAAAAAAUUUUUUUUAAAUCUGUUUUUGAUAUUUUUAAGACUGGAUUGACAAAUCUAGAUGAACACUCGUAAAUAAAUAUUUUUUUAGUUAGUUUUUUUUUUCAAAAAUAGUGCCAACAAAUUCAGUGUAAAGUGACCAGAAUAUGAAUUAAAAACAUACUAUACUAUCUAACCCUUCAUUAUUCACUUAAUUAUGAUUAAAACUAAGUUUUAUUUUACUUCAGAGUGUAAAGUAAAGAUUAGACAUUACACCCAUGAUUAUUAUAAGUGGAUACUGCAAAUCAUAAUAUUUCAUCAUUAUUAUUUUUAUGAUUUUAUUAUUAUUGCAUCUACCGGAGGUUAAGCCUCCCCUUGUCUUUAAAACCUAGUGUCUCUAACGUUAAUUGCGAAUCCUUGAAACUCACCACGGUUAUGGGCAAUAAGAUGCAAAAGUAAAAGCAGUCCUAUGCUGCCGCAAAUAGAUUUAUUUUUAAUCACCUCAUUAUUGUUAGAAAAUACUGGUUCUUUGUGUGAAUAUCAUUUCAUAUUUUUGAUAUAGAUGCUAGUCUUGCAUCCUGAGAACCAGCCUCCCCUGCAGAGGACAUUUGUGUCUUGUGUAACAGGGCUACAUUAUUUAUGUCUGAAAUUUGUAUCUAUGACAAAAGAAAUAGAACAUAAUCAAUCAAAUGUCCACUAAAAAAAGUUUUUUAUUUCUCUUUAGGGAUGAAAUCAAAAUUCAAAAUUUUUUUUUAAAGCAUACAUUUUUGAAAGAGUCAGUGAAAUGUCCAUUAAGUUAACAUUUAAUAUGUAUAUCUUUAAGAAAAUAUUAACAAAAUAAAAUUUUGAGAACACAUGUUUUUACAUAUUCCAAUACUCCUAAAUGUAUUGCAAAACGGCUGCGCCUUCUGACUUCAACAUUUUUUUGGAAACAUGAUAGGUAUAACAUCCACAGAUAUAUUGCUACAAUCUAUUAGAAACUACAUUCAUAUUCUAAUAUUACAAAUCGAUUGAUAUGCAGCCAAAAAAGUUACUGCAGAUUAAUUUCCUCAAAUCACAAAAUAUACUCAGAACUUUCGACACAAACCUUUUAAGUGGGUUAAGUUAACACUAACCAUAAACUCAAAACAUAGCUGUCCACAGGGUUUAGGUUUAGAUAAUGCUUAUCUACAAAACAGAUGUUUUUUAUUGUAAUAAUUUCCCUGAUACUGAAACAUGACUUAAAAAAAAAAAAUCAUUCUUUUGUCUGUGAUUAUCUCGGAAAACAUUUAUCCAAGAACAGGUCUUGAAAAAAGGGGAACAUCUCAUAUUGGGGUCAAUAUGGUAAAUACUUAAUACAGUGGACCCUCAAAAUAGACUUUGAGUUUCAACAAUAUGUCCAUGAGAAAUCUUCUAAAAAAUUAGAGAUGAAGUCACACAAAAUUUGCUCACAUCAUGGAAAUUUUUGGUUGAACUCCCAAUUUUUUGCCUAACGCUUUUAGAGGUUCAACUGUAUGUUUCAUCAUGACUUAAGUAUUCCUUGGCAUACAUUCCUAUUAGGAGAAGAGCCAUAUACAGUAAGUAUGUAAGAGUUUCAUAUUUAGUAGCUUUUUAAAAAGCGAUAUUUAUAGGGCAACUAGUAAGACUCAUGGUGAACAUACAGUAUACAUGAAUUGCUUUGCAUUUUUGCGCACAUACAGUAGAACAUCCAGGAAAUGUAUUUUUUUACCAUUAUUACGUUUGAUGUUAAGGGCUCGCAGAAAAAAAUAUGUGUAGUGAUCCUCAUGCAUCAACAAUGCAGAGAAUGUGACUCAGCCUAGUUGGUGAUGGGCAGCAUCGGUUACAUACUGUAAUCAUCCAGGGUAUUAAUCACAAUGUGCCAUAAAAUCAUGUCUUACUUCGACAUUUUGUACACAAGGACCCCACAGAUGCUUAUAAUUAAUGAUGGGACCUUGUGGUAAUAGUAAGGACUUCCCACUGUUUCAACAUACUCAACAUUGUUUUUCUACAUUUAAACACUUUUAAUUCUUACAGCGAGUUUGUCUUUUCCUUGUACACACACACAUACACUCACAGUGCUGUAAGUGAUUUUAAAGUCUUCAAUUUUUAAAGCACUUUUCUGUGUAACGCAAGCUAGAAUCUUUGCGCCAGAAGAAAAAAUUACAGAAGAAAUGACUUUUCAAACAGUUUAAUGACCGUUAGUCAAGAGGACUUUUUGCAACAAAAUUCAGACACAUUUGGUUUUGUCUCCGUCUUACUAGAACAACAACUCUAAGUAUUGCAAGAAAGUAGUAUUGCCGAAAUAAAGAAUUUAACGUUGCCAUUAAAUUUGUCCAUGUGUGGCUUCCUGUCAUGACAUGUUGAUUUUUUGGAGAGCUUUCUGCAAAAAUGUAUAAAGUACAGCAAUCCAGGCUGCUCAAGCACUAACAGAUAUAAUCAAAAGGCACAUUUAACAUUCAUGUUCACAUUAAAAAAACUAAGGAGCAGAGCAAUAUUGGGUAACAAAAGUGCAAGAGGCUGAUAUGUAACUAAUACUUCUCAGCUAUUAUAGUGCCAUUGUCAUCUCAGUAAUAAGCAAAAUAGAAAAAAGUAACACAUCCAAAAUAAAUACAAGGCUACAAAAUUUAAAACAUUUUGGGAAUUUGAAAAAAAACCCCACUUUUUCCAGAAAACUAGUUAAAAAAGUGUAAAUAAUAGCAAACAAAUAAAUAAUACAAGUAAGUUUUGCCAACUGCCAUUAUGGGAUUCGGGUGGAUAAUUAAAAUUAAACAGAACUUGAAAUAACACAUGUAACUCAUUCUCACAUUGACUAAAGAUGGAUUUGGUAACAUUAGCUGAGUUGGAGGGCGGUUGCAUGGAAUGUGCGUGCGUAACGCUAACAAUGUCUCGUAUCCAAAUUGUCAUCACACCUUAACUCAAGGUUGUCUACAGACUAACAACACGUUAUUAGUAGUAGAUCAUACAAAAAUCCCUCGGAACUUCCUGGGUUUAAUCUGAAUAAAAUGAAAGAAAAAUUCCAACAAGACUACUGAACUGAAAACAAAAAUAAGGAGAUGAAGCAACUGUGCUACAAUUAGAACCUCCUGGUCAAUUAUUUAUACCGUUCAUAAGCAUCAAAGAUAUACAUGAGCCUAUCCUAGUUUUUGUUGCAUUAUGACAAAGGUAUCACUUAUGUAAAGUUAAAGAGGAAACUACUAAUUAUUUGUAUAAAUGUGGUCAUUUUGCGGUACGUUUCGUCGUUACUAACACUCUCAGAUAAAUUAAGUUAGAACUGAAUUUUUAACCUAAGUAAAAACUUAAUUUUGGGCCGUAAACAAUAGAUUCAAUUAAAAACGAGUUACGGUGCGCAGUGGAAGAAGACACUAGCCUGUUUCACAACUGCAGCUACAGAUAGAUGGGACAACUUUGCUGAGCUGACUUUUUGCACUUCAUUAUGUCUCCUAAGCGUGAACAGACUCUUCUGGUGGUAGUGCGUAAGACAAAAAGAAAGUGAAGUUAAAAAUCGCUAAACUCUUAAAAAAUGUUAAAAAUAUCAAAAUCAACUUUGGCCACAUGUUCAAUCCAAGCCGCACAAACACCGUAACCAUCAUCAAAGAUUAUGUAUUUGAACAUGUGAAUGGAUCUUCUACUAUGAAAUGGACACUGAUAAAUAAGCAUAGUUCUUUUUUGUAUCGCUUAAUUGAAUUCUUCUAUUAUCGUUUUUGUGACUGCAUUUAAUGUCUUUCAAGUGUUCAGUGUACGGCUGCUACAAUAUUUUGCCAUUUAAAUGCUAUAGUUUACAAUGUAAGCCUUCCAUUAAUUUAAGGUGACUAGCGUUGAGAUAAGAUUAUUUUCAGAAAAUUCAUUCAAUAAAAAUAUAUAAACAAUGUCCCUUUUUCAAGCGUUACUUUAAGUACGAGAUCCCACACAAUUCUUGGUAGACUAAUUUUGGGUGACAUCUGUUAUUGUGCGUGUUGUGCCGUGCUUGUACCGUUCACUAUGACUAGGAGUCUCCAACUUAUCUUAUCCUGAAAGCUACUUCUACAAAAUAAAAAUCAGCAACAUAACAUUUAUUUUUAAUAUGUAUUUCAAACCAUACAAAGACAAUACGCUUGUUUUGCUAGAUAAUUAACACAAUGUUUAGAUCUGCAACUGACAUUUUGUAAUAAAACAUUUUGUGCGUCUUUUCAGUAUUAAUUUUUUUCUAAUUCAGUUUUUAUUUAUCACU